Messenger RNA from Paramuricea clavata, 7979 nucleotides. The record is from the annotation of a GenBank genome assembly. NCBI's taxonomy places the organism in Eukaryota, Metazoa, Cnidaria, Anthozoa, Malacalcyonacea, Plexauridae.
AUGGCGGCAGAUGACGAUGAUGAGAGUGGAUACAGAUGGUUAAAUCAGUAUGAAAAAAGUUGGUGAGUUUACUAACAUGACUACCAUAAGGUCAUAGUUAUGUGAAGCUAGUCCAGAUUGUACAGUAUGACAGCUUUAGACAAGAUCUCAGAUGUUCUACAAGACAAAACUUAAAGUUGUUAUGCAUGAGUCACUUCCAUGAGUAACCAUCCCCCCGGAAAUUGUAUAGCUGCACAUUUAUAGCAUUUCUUUUCAUUUUUUGUCCCGGCCGCGGGGAGAUACCAGGAAGGUAUCCAGGUAGCUGCCAAAAUAUGUCCAGCCCUGGUGCGCUAAUCUGUGUGCCCUGCAGCCAAUGUCUGGCAGUGUGGUGGUUACUCAUGAAAUUGACUCGUGCAUUAUUUGUCCAGUUACAGGAACCAAGAGCUUUGACUAUUUUGCAUGAAUUAACUAGGUUCAUUUAAAUGGCUAGCAGUUGUUUCACACAAUAAAUUAUCAUAAUAUGUGCAUUUUUGUGUAUGUAAUGAAUUGUCUAGUUGUUGACUCUCCUGUUGUUAUUUUAAUUUGUAACAGUAUGGAAACUUGUUUGGAUGGGACAGGGUAUAACACUUUUGGUAACCAGUAUCCAGAAUUGGGAUACUGGACUCUCAUGGGGGAUACUUUUCAAUCGUGGUUUCCCACUUGGAUAUUGACAAAAAAUCUAAAUUUCAGACCCUGGGUGGUGCUAUACCUCUCUAGGGGGUGGGGGUUGGGGUGCUAGACAUUGCUAGGUGUGGUGCACGCCCCUCUGUAUCCCUGUAGAUCAGUACCUGUUUUAACCAAAGAGUGUACAUAGAAAAUAUUUCAAAAAUCAAACAUUGAAAUGAAAAACCUAUAAAAGAAGUUAUUCUAUGAGAGAAAGUUCAUUAUUCUGACUACAAAAGUUCAUUGCUGACAUCUGAUAUGAAUUUGUGUGAUUAAUUCAACUGUAUUUUUCAAUCCAGGGAGGCCAUUCAGGAAGAUGCACAAGGAGGGUUGCAAUUUGUUGACGAUGAUUUCAUACAACGUGCCAGAAGACGCAGGUACACAUUGGAAUGUGCAGUAUCUCAAUUGGACUCUACAUUCGAUGUUAACAGAAUGCGCACUUGGAAUACCUACUGCUCUAAAUGUUGUUUGUUCAACUUAAACUGUUGCUCAUAAUCUAAACUAUUAAUUUUUAUAUAGUUGUGUUGACUGCCAACUCUUGCACACUCUCAUCCUCGUUUGAUCCCGGCUUUAAGAAGAAGAAGAAUUAGGAUUAUAUUUAAAUUCAGAGGAAAUUUAAUUCAUCCUUUUUUAAACUUUUGUUCUCUAGACUUCUGGCACAACCUGGAAACAUUCGUCUUGGCAUGGUUUGUACUUUUUGUUGUUAUAUUUAAACAUUUUAAGACUCUGGAAAAAAUAGUGAAAUCCAUAUGGAAAUUGCAGUUUGGAUUUCCAUACUAUUUCCGAGUAAGAUCCAUGCUAUUUUCAUAGUAAGGAUUUUGAGCUCUGGAUUACAGUAACACCAUUUCAUUGUAGAUGCGUCACUUGUAUAUCAUCCUUGAUCUGUCAAAGGCGAUGGAGGAAGCAGAUCUUAAACCAUCCAGGUUGUUUUGCACAUUAAAGGUAGAAUUAUGUUUAUAUUUUUUAAAGACUUUUACUGAGUAGUUAGAUGUGGAUAAGUUUUGUCUGUCAUCGUCUUGUUGUUUUUAGAUUGAAGCUAUUUUACGAUUAUAUAUUUUGUUCAUUUUAUUAGCUCCUGGAAAAUUUUAUUGUGGAAUAUUUUGACCAAAACCCGAUUUCUCAGGUAACGUACAUUCAGAUGUAUUUACCUUCAGUUGAUAGUAUUUCCUUUUGUUUUGAUAUACAGUAUAGUAACAACAUUAUAUCUUGUUUCUAGCUUGGAAUCAUUUCAACAAAUAACAAGAGGGCUGAAAAAUUAAGUGAGCUAAGCGGUAAGCAAAGUGGAAUGGCCUCUUGAGAAAGGAUUUUAUAAUUAUACCUAAACAAAACAGCCGAUUAAAUUAUACCUUGGGGUAUAAUUUAUGUAGUGAGGCCAGUUAUAAUGUGUAGCUCAAUGACAUGGGCAUUGUGAAAGGUAGGCAAACAGCAGCUGGAUAGAACUGCUGUCAACGCUUGGAAUAUCUUUGACAGAAUUAGGAAGGAACAGUGACAUAAUAACAGAGGUGGCUUGUUGCCAUGUCGAAGGAGACAAGAGAAAAAGAGUGUGAUGGCUUGGGUAAAUUGUGAGAAGGGAGUGGGAGUCACAGUAGCAUGGAUACCAAUCAUACCAUGCAGGAGGGUGAUGCGUUGCUGGGAGACAAUGGAUAAGAUGAAGAGACGUGGUGAAAGGAGGGUACUAAACUUAACACUUCUGCCGUCGUCAGAGCAAGCGCCUUUCACCUCUGAGAUUGUGGGUUUGAGUCUCGCUAUGGACUCAUGUGUGGACUUGUGUGAAAAGAGUUUGUCAACACUCCGCCGAAAGUCCUGGGUUUUCUCCGGGCAUGGAGACAUCCACUGAAAGACGAUGAGCAGUUGGGAGAGAAAGGAUGAGAUGGAGGAAUUGUUUAUGUUGGUGUUAACGGCCGAAGUUUUAUAAAUAAACAAAUAGAUUAUUUUAUUGCUGUUAUCGCGCCAACUCUAUCACAGUCUACUAUAUUAUAAUGACCUAUUGUUGACUUUGUGAAUGGAGUUGGUUCUCAACUUAUAAAAUUAUUUCAUUGUCACAAGACAGAUUAUCAUUUCUUAAUGAUUAAAUGCCAAAACACGUCAAAUGUAUUUUCUAUGUUUCGUAUCCAGGCAACCCACGAAUUCAUGCAUCUGCUCUGACACAAAAAGAAAAACCAAAUGUUUGCCAAGGUGAACCAUCCUUACAGAACGCUUUGGAGACAGCAAAGAAAUCUUUAAGGCAGGUCUACGUUUAAACGAAGGAAACUUAAAUUAACCUGCUGCUUUAAAUUCAAUCAAGAUUUGGUCUGGAAAACUGGGCUGUGUGUCACACAAAAGGAAUAUCUACAAAUAUAACUUCAAAUUUACAAGCUAUGUAACAUAAUUACCAAAUUUCAAAAUUGAGGUAGUUAUUAAGAAGUCUUCGAAAAGAAUAAAUAGAUUGACACUCCUCUACUGCUCGUAACGUAUCAGAUUAGUUUAUUCUAGGAAGCUGCUCGACGGUAAGAGAAAGUCUUUUUUAAAAAGUCUGUUUUGGGCUUAGAUUAUUGCUUCGUAAUUGAUAAUUGUGUGAGAUGCCCAAAGAAUCCUGAUAUUACAUUUAAUGCGUAUUUCCUCUUGACUGACAGCGGCAAAAAUAAAUGCAGCCAAUCACGAAUUCCCUGUCUUCUGGUGGAUGGUAUGUUCGCGGGUUAUGUAGUGGCAUGACACUACAUAACCCGCGAACAGGCAUACUCUGGGAACGAGAUUGGUCUUUCGUCUUCUUCGCCUCGCCCGGCUUUUUAGGUGUUGCGCGCAGGCUAACUUUUCACGUUUUUCUUUUUUGACCUAAAGGCAUCUUCCUGGUCAUGCAAGUCGUGAAAUCUUGAUUGUAUUUGGCAGUCUAACCACAUGUGAUCCCAGUGACAUCAUGGAAACGUUUGAGGUAUUUGUUUGAAUAAACGCCUCGGUGCUUAAUAUACCUUAUGCAUAAUGACGUCACAAGGCUUGAUGCCCGCGAGGAAUGCUAGUCUUGGUAGUCAUCGCCCGGGAAAAUUUCGAUAGUGGCCAUUUUGAAUUGUUUAAUUUUCCCGGGCGAUGACUACUGAGACCAGCAUUCCUCGCGGGCAUCAAGCCUUGUGACGUCAUUAUGCAUAAGGUCUAUUCUGGAUUUUGUCCGAUAAAAGUUGCUGACAAAGUGUCCGUCAGCUGAAAAUAUUUAUUUCAAGGCUUGUAUGAAGGUCUCGGUAUAAAGUGUUGUCAAUGUCGCUGUCGGCUCGACUGCACUUAUAACAUUGAUAAUCCUGGAUAUCACGGAAACCUCUGCAUCGAAUAACUGUUCAGUAAUUUUCUAUCUUCUGUAGUCACUUAAAGAGUGUAAAAUACGAUGUUCAGUUAUCGGUCUCUCAGCUGAAGUCAAAGUUUGCAAAACGCUGGCAACCACUACCCAAGGUAUAUUACCUUACACGUUAUUGAAUGCCAGCAUAAUAUGAAGAAUUAAGUUUGUAAUCCAUGCAAUCAAAAGAAUGAAUUGAAAAGGCUGCUCUAUCCCAGGGCCGGCAGAAAGUUGCCCGAGGACAUAUACUUACAUUUUUCGCAGUUGUUUCUGGUUAGGUGUAAUAAAUGUAUAUAAAAUUUCCACUCCAUAAUUUCCAUCUUCAAAACCCUUCAACUAUCUGACAGUUAUAUUUUUCCUGUAUUUUAGGAACUUACGAUGUAAUUUUAGAUGAGAAACAUUUCAGAGAUAUUUUGAUGCAACACGUUAUACCGCCCGCUGCCAAAGUAUGUUAGCCUGGUUUCGAACGUCGCAAUUUGCAUUUGUCGAAUUCAUUGCUUUGAAUUAGGACGUCUUACGCCUGUAUUCUAAAACUUGGACUCAAUGUACAUCAAAUUGUCUGGUACUUUGAUAAUUCAUAAAACACCUUCUACCGUUGCACCCUAUGAAUUCAAAUCGCGCUCUAAGCCUUUUGUGCGUAAGCCAUUUUUAAACAACCCGCCUGCACUCGGAAAGUUACUUUUCAAAAAAUUUUAAUAAAUAGGUGGUAAAGAUUAGUGCAUGCACACCCCAAACUACCCAUGCUUUCAUAACGUUUUCACAAAUUUUGCGAACAUUUUUUAACUGUGCAGUUUUUUAUACACCCUCAGUCUAUACAAUUCCAUCAUGUUGAAAUAAAUGUUGUGAAUGAAUUGAAUUGGUCCCUUCCCAAAUUUGUCGACUGGAAAUGGAAAUGAAAACUAUUUAUUUAUAAUGGUUUCAAGCUGUUUUUCUUGUGCUCUCAAGAACAUAAAUGGGGGAAUGUCUAUAGAAGACAGAAGUAUUUUUAAAAAUUAACUCGCUAUAAAAUUUUCAUCUGAUUUUUUCCAGGCUGAUGCAGAGGCUGCUCUUAUACGAAUGGGUAAGUCAGUGUUUUUGAAAGGCCAUGUUCAAGGCCAUGUUUACACGAGGCAAUAUUUCCUGCAACACGUAACGCAAUAUCUGACGCAGAGUAAGCCUUCGACUGGAUCAGGUUGAGCUGCGUUCUUCGUAAUUCAGCUUCGCUCUCAGCUGCAAGUAAGGAUAAUUAGCACACCACACUUUCGUUGCGUUACAUUUUAACAAAACAUUCUUUAAUAUUCAAGGUUUUCCACAACAUCUGAUGAGUUCGACACCGUCCUUAUGUUUGUGGUAAGUAGAAAACCUUCUUUUCCUUCUGGUCUCAGUUCAAGCCUCACCAGAAACCUCAAGAGACUGUCAGCAACAUUGACGUUUAUGCUUAGUAGAUGUCUAUCCAGUUAUUCCGGUCGUAGUUUUGAGAUCAGUGAUCACUUUUCACUACCAGUGAGCUCUCUAUAUAUAUAUCUGGAGUGAGAACUGAAGUCCAAACAGUGAAGCUUCGUGUUAACCGCGCGGACAAAAACAAUAGAAAGGGACUGGAACGGACGUCCAAUAGCUCCUUCAAUUUCCGCCAUCUUGGCAAGGAGUGUGCCAAAAUUCCGUAUUUUGACAUCGAUUUAAAGAAUAACACUAUGCUUUUACGAACUGAUGACUUGGUUAGGGAGAAGGUCCGUUAGAAAAAAAAACCUGUUUACGACCUUCAGAGCUGUUGGACGUCAUUGGCCGCCAUUUUGGCUUCACUUUUCUCAUAACUGAAGUUCUUGCUCCAGAUAUAUAGGUAGCUCAGUGUUCACGAUACAAAAAUUCGUCACUUCACAUUUCCCGGGAAUAAAUGUUAGCAACUCGCGGUGACGAAAAUAACCUUCACCACCCUCAGUUUUACCCCUAUUACCCCUCAACGUCAUUUUUUUCGUUUAGUCAUUUAGACAGUGAAUGGAACAAGGAAAUCAACAGUUCAGGUUAUUUUUGCCCACAGGUAAAGUAUACUCUUCUCUGCUUUAUGUCACUUUAUUUAUUCCCGGACGAGAUUGGUGAACGCGGGUUACCCACAUAGGCGCACCUAUACCUCAAAAACAUCAAGCUUCUUUUUUAUGAUGAAGACAAAACAAAACAAUUUGCAGAAAAUGACCAUUUCAGAGGUGAAAGGCAGUUCUGAGGAUUGCGCGAUCGAAGCUCCAUUGUCAAAGCUUGUAAAAUCAUUAAUAAUAUAGAUGAAAAAAUGCAUUCUGUUAUUGUUUCAGUGUAACAGCAAGUAUUGUGACCUACCUGUCCAAUGUAAAGCUUGUGGUAAGUUUGUGUGUCAUCUAGCCCACUCAAUCAUCGAGAAAGCAAUGUGUAUUUUGUUAUAUCGUCAGCCUCUUAGCAUAAUUGUCUAACUCAUUUUGGGCCAAAAUGCGUUUUUUGCCUCAGAAAGCUUCUUAUAUUCCGUAAACAACAUUUCUCUAUGUCACGAGCACGUUGUGGUUUGCAUAACUUUUUUUUUCUGUUUUACUCAAAACUUUAAAAAAUGAGUUUAUGAGUUUAAAUGAGCAAUUAUGCUAGGAGGCUGACGAUAUGUAAUUUAAGCAAUACAGUAUGUGAUAUUUGUGUGUUUAUUGGUUCUGACGUAUUGAACUUUAAUAGCGGCGGCUUGAAGGCAUCGAAAGAACUCGUGGUUUUUCCGUAAUUACAAUUUAGUAUUCUUGGGUUUCGAUUUUUAAUAAACGAUUUUGCUUUUAUUACUUUCAGGUCUAACACUUGUGUCCGCUCCACAUCUCGCAAGAUCAUUUCAACAUUUGUUUCCACUGGCGCAGUUCACUGAAAUAACCACAGAUGAAGAAUCUCAUCAGAAGUAAGUUUUAACAUUUUAAACAUUUUCCUUUUGUCGUGAAUAUAAAGAUUUUGCUGCCAUCUCACUCGAUUGAAUAAUAGUUGAAGGCUUUUCUACAUGGAAAUUAUCGAGUGGAAAUUUAUGUACUAUUUAUUCUACCUAACCAGGAACAGCGGCGAAAAAUGCAACUAUAAUCCCUGGCAGGAAUCAGAACUGCGGCCCUUUUGCUUUCGAGCACAUAAUCUCAAAGUGUAUAUUUUCUUCUGAUGCGGCAUUUUUCGUAUUUUCACUUUCCUAUUUAGAAACUGCUUUGGCUGUGAAUCACUCCUUAGCAAAAAUUUGGUAAGUGUUCUUUGCUUUUGACGUAUUGUACUUUGAUAUCGUUUUCUUGUGCAAGCCUCAUGUCUUGUAACAAGCCACCGCGUGUUGUUGAUCCCUUAGCGUAUAAAAACGUUCGCACGUAUUUGCCGGUCCAUCUUCAUUGCUGUGAUCUGUUAUCUUAUUUGUAAUCUUUAAUCAUCAUUGAUCAUCAUCAUCAAUCAAUCAUCAUUGUUCAAUUAAACAUUAAUCAUAAUUGAUCGUCAUUGAUCAUCAUCAAUAAUCAUCAUUGAUCAAUUAAUCAUCAUCAAUCAUCAUUUAUCAUCAUUGAUCAUCAUCAUCGAUCAAUCAUCACUGAUCAAUUAAACAUCAAUCAUAAUUGAUCGUCAUUGUCAUCGUCAACAAUCAUCAUUGAUCAAUAAAUCAUCAUUUAUCAUCAUUGAUCAUCAUCAAUCAUCAUUGAUCAAUUAAUCAUCAGUCAUCAUUAAUCAUCAAAUCAUCAUCAAAAGUCAUCCCAGACCUGUUGGAUCAACUGUUGUGAGUCUGAUCAACCUUGUUACGAGACUCUAACAAUUUAUUCCAGCCAACAACUGCGCACAAGCAGUGCAUCUUAUUGAUAAGCGGUGAGAUUUCUAUGCAUGUAGAAUGAAGGGUCACCUUUAGUAUCGAUCAUUCUCACGUAUGCCGUGUCCGUCUCUUGUUUUACAGAUCUACGAAUGUCCAGAGUGUUCCAAAAGAUUUUGUUUCGAGUGUGAUCUUUUUAUUCACGAAACGUUACAUGUGUGUCCCGGAUGUUCGUCCACCACAUCAAACGCUGUUAUUAUUAAAACUUGA